Molecule: messenger RNA, 2191 nt
Organism: Vespula pensylvanica (western yellowjacket)
Lineage: Eukaryota; Metazoa; Arthropoda; Insecta; Hymenoptera; Vespidae
Product: putative ATPase N2B
Exons: 8
Coding region: 87-1505 (472 amino acids)
Cellular component (GO): mitochondrion; cytoplasm
Molecular function (GO): ATP binding; ATP hydrolysis activity
Source: RefSeq, a predicted model, not a curated record
AUUCUUUUUUUUAUUUCCUAACUAAUGUAUGUAAUAUUCCAUUCAUUACUCAUUAUUUUACUGAGCAUGUGCAAUUCAAAUUCCUGAUGAGAUAUAUUUCUUUAAUACUGACUAAACACAACCAUAUUGAAAUAAUUACAACCACAAUGAUUAGCCUUCUUGUGAAAAAGUAUUCUGGUUUGAAUUACAUUUCACAAUUACUGCUACGAUCACAAACUGUUUUUUCCUUUCAGUAUUGUGGAUAUGUUCAUGACGUAAAAUUAAACGUUACUAAUGGUCCUAUUGAAGCUUUGAAAGAAAAGAUAACUAAAAAAGAAUUAAUGAAUGAUGAACAUCAAUUAAAAGUAGUAAAAAGUUUGCAAAAAAUAUACGAAGAAGUUCAUGAGUAUAAACCAGAUCAGUUUAAUGUAUUAGGAAAAUGGUUUGGAUGGAAAAAAAAGGAUCCACCAAAAGGGUUGUAUCUUUAUGGUGCUGUUGGUGGUGGUAAAACAAUGUUAAUGGAUCUUUUUUAUAAUUGUUGUCAGAUUGAAAAUAAGAAACGUGUACAUUUUAAUUCCUUCAUGCUUGAUGUGCAUAAGAAAGUUCACGAGGUAAAGAAGACUAUAGUGAGAGAUACUAAUAGUACUAAACUUCAACCGUUUGAUCCAAUACCACCAGUAGCCGCUGCUAUUACAGAAGAAGCUUGGUUAUUAUGCUUUGAUGAAUUUCAGGUGACAGACAUUGCGGAUGCAAUGAUAUUGAAACGAUUAUUUACUGAAUUGUUCAAUAACGGUGUGAUUGUUAUUGCAACAAGCAAUAGAUCGCCCGAUGACUUGUACAAAAAUGGAUUACAAAGAGGAAAUUUUGUACCUUUUAUAAAAGUCUUAAAAGACCACUGUUUCGUCGAAACAUUAGAUUCUGGUGUUGACUACAGGUCGAGGGCUGGGUCUGGAGAUAAUAAAAUAUAUUUUAUAAAAGGGAAAGAUGUUGUAAAAGAUGUCGAUAAUGUUUUCAAAUAUCUAUGCUCAAAAGAGAAUGAUAUCGUAAGACCACGCACAAUUUCUAUAAAAGGUCGUAAUGUAAAUUUUCAAAGGACUUGUGGUAGAGUCCUGGAUUCAACAUUUGACGAAUUAUGCGAUAGGCCUCUUGGUGCUAGCGAUUACUUAGAACUAAGUCAGGCUUUUCAUACAGUCAUAAUAAGAGAUGUUCCACAACUAAAUCUUCGAUUAAAAUCUCAAGCAAGAAGAUUUAUUACUUUGAUUGAUACCUUAUAUGAUAGUAAGAUAAGAGUCGUGAUAUCUGCUGCAGUACCACACACACAAUUAUUUGUAGCAGAAGGUGAGAGUGAAUACACAGAUGAUAAACGAAUGUUAAUGGAUGAUUUGAAGAUUUCAAAUGAUUCUGCUGAUCACAAGUCUAACAUUUUUACUGGCGAAGAAGAACUUUUUGCUUUUGAUCGUACUAUAUCCCGAUUAUCCGAAAUGCAAACAUCUCAAUACUGGGAACGAUGGGAACAACAUAGAUAAUGAUAAUGUCACUUUAGUACAAAUUAUUUUAGUAGUAUUUUGUAGUAUUUUAUUGAAGCUAAUUAUGGUUCAAAUUGUUUCAAUGAUUCAUAUUCUUUAUAUUGAGUGACUUAAUGGUACCUGGUUUCUUAAAUAUUGUUUUAAAAAAUUCAAGUAGAUUAUUUAUUAAUUUAUAUAUUAUUUAUUCUUAAUUUACGAUAAUAUAUUUAUGUAUAUAUAUGUGUAACUAAACGUUACUGAGGUUGUUAAAAGGAAUGUACAAAUGCGAUUCUUUUUUAUUGAGAGUUGUUUUUGGAUGAACCAAUUUGGAAUAGAAAUUGUUUUAUGUCUUUCAUUGUAUUUGAUUGUUUAUUUUUAAUGUUCAGAAAAUAAUGAAUGAAAUAGACUUCUUAUACUAUUUAAAGAAGACACGAGAAAUAUUUGGUUACUCACCGAUGAUCGUAAUGACCUUAUUUUGACAAACCACCCGCCUUCUUUCACGACCUUGUCAGUGAUUGUCGAACUGAAAGUAGUCCCUUUAUUAGUGUUAUAUUACUACGCAAGACAGACAAUGCUUAUUGGUUCCUUCAAACGCGGUAAUAAGUAAAUCAUAAAUAUAAUGGAAAUAUUUUUUAUAAAUUGUAAAACAAGAUAAAUAAUUUAUACAUAUGUAUAUAUGUAUUGAAUUACAUAACGUUUUUAAAUUA